Messenger RNA from Ilyonectria robusta, 441 nucleotides. RefSeq names its product RmlC-like cupin domain-containing protein. The transcript has a single exon. Bases 1 to 441 code for a protein of 146 amino acids. The record is from RefSeq and is a predicted model, not a curated record. NCBI's taxonomy places the organism in Eukaryota, Fungi, Ascomycota, Sordariomycetes, Hypocreales, Nectriaceae.
AUGUGUCCCACAUCCAAUAAGCCAGUUAUCAUUGACACCUUGUCUCCAAAGAAUCCUCCCGAAUCAUUUCCCGAGUCAUCCUUUGGAAAUACAACAUGGCACACUCUCUUGUCUUCACCGGCCACUCCCACCGACUCCAUGAGCGCAGGAGUCGCAGUCUGCCCUCCAAACGGCACACUGGCCCUCCAUCGACAUAAACAAUCGGAAAUCUACUACGUCUUGGCGGGAACUGGGGAAAUUGAAAUUGACGGAAACCGAACUCGAGUAUCGCAGGGCAUGGUGCUGUGGAUACCAGGAGAUGCAGAACACGGGGUGUUUUGCAACGAAGAUGACGAGUUAAAAUGGCUCUAUGUGUUUCCCGAGGGUAAUUUUGAGCAUGUCAUUUACAGGUUUAGCCACGAAACAGGGGAGUCUAAAAAUCAAGCUUUAGCGAAGCUUUAA